GCUUUAUUCAUCUAUUCAAUGUCACACUUUCGUGAACGCUAUUUUAACGUGAACAAACUGUUUGAACUCUCCAUUGAAGAAUUCAAUAAAGAGUGGAUAUUUGUCGAUAAUAUUUGGACGAGGUUCAACGGAAACAAGCUAUUGAAUGGUGAUGAAUGGAAGACUUAUGUUUGUAGGCUUUCUAAACCACAAAAAUCAAGCGAAUGUAAAGAUGAUGUUCCUCCUGAAAAACUUCCAAAAAAAGUUCGAAUCGAAAAGGCAAAAGAUUCUCCUGACCAUAGUCAUCCACUUGAUUAUAAUGAUAUGCAAAAACGAUCGAA
Messenger RNA from Ambispora gerdemannii, 320 nucleotides. NCBI's taxonomy places the organism in Eukaryota, Fungi, Glomeromycota, Glomeromycetes, Archaeosporales, Ambisporaceae. The record is from the annotation of a GenBank genome assembly.